CAUCCCCCACGGCAACCUAACCGCUGCAGGAGCAGCUUCCUCGCCAUGCCCGACGACCAGAAACCGAAAGCCUUUCCCGACAUCUCCGCGAAGCUAUCAGCAAUCCCCAAAAAAUCCUUCUUCGAACGCCAGAAAGCCGAAGCCGAAGCCAAGCGCGCCCGCGAGCAAGCCGAAACCGCCGCUGUCUACGAAGACUUUGUCAAAUCGUUCGAAGAUGACACUACAGCGCAGGAUCAGGGCAUGUCGGAUGCGAGGGGGAUGAAGCUUGGGGGUAGACCGGCUGGCUUUGGAGGUGGCCCUCCGAAACGGCACUUCACCAGCUCUGGUCCGCGCAUGAGCGGCCCUGGCAGCCUAGGGCCUCCUCCGCCGUCGUUGGCCCGCAAGCGCACCCAUGAAGGGUUUCAACCGUUGUCUCGGAAUCAGCAUUCUACUCAUGGAGUAUUAGGUCUAGAUAAUUUAGGUACGGUUUCGCCGCAGGCCGCUUCGGCGUUUCGCGCCACGGAUGACGAUGAAGAUACGACCGCUGUCGACACGAAGGAGGCAGAACGGGCUGCGGCCAAACCGACCCUAUACCUGGCCUCAUUACCCCCAGGGACUUCUCCGUCCGUGAUUAAAACUUUGAUCCCGCCUGUCCUGUCCGUCGAUAAUGUGAAGAUCCUCCGUCCCCAGAACCAACCGUCAACCGACCGAAAAUCGGUGUCCGCCAUUGUGACCCUCGCAAACGAGUCUGCAGCUUCGGACAUUGACAGCACGGUCAGUGGGCUUCAGAACCGAUAUCUAGGAUGGGGGUUUUACUUGUCGAUUUCGAGGCAUCUUUCGUCUGCCGCGAUCAGCUCGGCGAUGCCGGUCACCGUUGGCCUGUCAUCCACAAGCUCGCUGCCCUUUGGCGCUAAGAAUAUCAUACCUGAAGUCGGGGGCCGACUGAAUCGUGCUCCGCCCCCUGGCUUGCAUCGUGGCGGAUUUGCGCCCCCGAGCUCCUACGGUCCAGCUUACGGUCGGAACACCCCUGCGACGCAAGUCGAAGUUAAAACCCCAUCGGACAUCAAGCAACUGAGGUUGAUUCACAAGACCCUGGAGAACCUUUUAAACUAUGGUCCGGAGUUUGAAGCCCUCCUCAUGAGUCGGCCGGAGGUGCAGGGAGAUGAGAAGUGGGCGUGGAUCUGGGACGCAAGAAGCCCAGGCGGCGUGUACUACCGUUGGAAGUUAUGGGAAGUGCUCACCAACGCCGCGGGCCGAAGAUCUGGCAGAGGGAAGCCUCGAGAUCCCGCACUGGUAUUCGAGGGUGGACCGAGCUGGACCCCGCCAGAAGCGAAUAUCAAGUUUGAGUACACUACCCGUCUGGACGAGUUCGUAUCAGACGAGGACUAUGACUCUUCGGACGAAGAUAUGUCGGAUGGCGAAGACGACAGAAAGCAGCAGGGCGGAGCGGCAGCAGAAGCACUGGCUACCGGGAACGAAGGGCUGGGGUAUAUGAAUCCUCUCCAGAAGGCCAAGCUCGCUCAUCUUCUUGCUCGACUGCCAACCACCCAUGCCAAGCUGCGGAAGGGUGAUGUCGCACGCGUCACUGCGUUUGCAAUCGGCCAUGCAGGAGCGGGUGCUGACGAAGUAGUAGAGAUGAUCGUCUCUAACAUCCUGGACCCGUUUGUUUACACCGGGGCCAAUCCUGACCGCGAAGUGGAGAAGGGGCUUGCCCGGCGCGAGCAGGCUUCUAACGACAACCCGACGGAGGAAGGCCGUGCAGCCUUGAAGCCCCUUGACACAUCAUCCUGCAAAUUGAUUGGUCUUUAUCUCAUCUCCGACAUACUUUCAUCCUCUGCCACCAGCGGCGUGCGCCACGCCUGGCGGUACAGACAGCUGUUCGAAUCCGCGCUCAAAGCCCACCGGGUAUUCGAGCACCUCGGGAGGCUCGAGAAAGAAUUCAGCUGGGGUCGUCUCAAGGCCGAGAAAUGGAAGCGCAGCGUCGGGUCUCUCCUACACAUGUGGGAAGGGUGGUGUGUCUUCCCGCAGUCGAGUCAAGAGCACUUUUUCCAGGUCUUCGACAAACCUCCGCUCACGGAAGAGGAAGAACGGGAGGAGCGGGAGAAGGCCGAAGCGGAACGGGCUUCCGCGGCGGCUUUCAAAGCCAAGAAUCGUUGGAAGGCCGUGGAAGAGGAUGCGGCCUCCAAGUUCGAGCCGAGCGCAGAAUCGCACCGUUCUCGCAUGGAUAUAGACCAGUCUGAAAUUGCCCCUGCAGGCGAGGAAAGCUGGGAUGGUGGGCCCAUGAGCGAUAUCGACGGGGAGCCUAUGGAGGAUAGCGAUUUAGAACCUCUAGAUGGCGACCCCAUGGAGUACGACAGCCCAGACGAACAGCCGCAACAGCAACCUCCGCAGCCAGAAAAGCAACCGGAACAGUUGGAACCACCCGCUCAGUCGGACUCACGACCGCCAGGCCGCAAACCGCGACCCAGGGCAGAGGAUAUGUUUGCGGAUUCGGACUCCGAUUGACGGAUCGAGUAAUGGAUGUGGAUGUGGGGGUUACCGUUGGCCUACAACAUAGCGACAGUAGGAAAUAUAUGAU
Molecule: messenger RNA, 2557 nt
Organism: Aspergillus candidus
Lineage: Eukaryota; Fungi; Ascomycota; Eurotiomycetes; Eurotiales; Aspergillaceae
Product: SWAP/Surp domain-containing protein
Exons: 1
Coding region: 46-2484 (812 amino acids)
Biological process (GO): RNA processing
Cellular component (GO): nucleus
Molecular function (GO): RNA binding
Source: RefSeq, a predicted model, not a curated record